This is a messenger RNA of Arachis stenosperma, 906 nucleotides long. RefSeq lists its product as uncharacterized. Lineage: Eukaryota; Viridiplantae; Streptophyta; Magnoliopsida; Fabales; Fabaceae. The coding region runs from base 137 to 757 and encodes 206 amino acids. The transcript has a single exon. The record is from RefSeq and is a predicted model, not a curated record.
CUCACCUUAUAACUUAUUGUACCACACUUAUUAGCUUCUUGUGUAUGUGAAUGCGAUAACUUAGUAAGUCUAUAAUAACCCCUUAUCUAUAUAUUUUUUUUCUAGUACAUAUACAACACUACCAAGCUACAACAUCAUGAAACCACACAAAUCCACAUCAACACCACAAUUUCCUAAUAACGUGGCUGAUAUCACGUGCAUGGACCAACCAAUUGUGGCGGAGAAGGCUUGCAAAACGGUGCGUUUAAUAGGCUUCCUUAUCCAAAACGGAGUCUCCAAGAGUAACAUCAACAUGCAAGAUUUUAUGAGAAGGGGGAAGAGUAUAGGGAAGGCGCUUAACAACGCCGUGGCACGUCACCACGAGGCACUCACGUGUCGUGGUGACGCGGCCACGGAGUUUGUUUCUCCUUUGGAUUACCAGUUCAGCUGCAGCGGUAGUCCGCCGCGGCCGUCUUAUUAUGCGGCCAGGCGAAGGCUCUCCCCGAUCGCUACGGCACAUGGAGAGAGGCAUUCUCCGCAGGCUCAUAAGUUUGCGAGGAUGUGUCGUGGCGGCGAGGGCGACGCGCUGGUCAGGCAUUACUAUCCGGUGAGGAGGCGCGUGAAGAUUGCAGCUGCGGGAUCGCCGUCCGCGGCUUCUUCUUUGGCAGCGGCGGAGGAGGAGAAGGAGGAGUUCCGGGUGGAUGAGGCGGCGGAGGAGUUCAUCGAGAGGUUUUAUAGGGAUCUGAGGUUGCAGAAAUGGUUGGAUCAUUGUUGCUAGUAUGUGUACGUUAGAAUUUUGAGCGUCCACGUGUUAGUUGGUGAUUGGACGUGUUCGAUCGAGAGUUUUGAGGUUUAAGCUUUUCUUAAUUAACAUGUAAAUUAAUCUUUUACAUGCUUAUAGUGUAAUAUAUAAAAGCAACAUGUGUG